Molecule: messenger RNA, 3899 nt
Organism: Diprion similis
Lineage: Eukaryota; Metazoa; Arthropoda; Insecta; Hymenoptera; Diprionidae
Gene: pins
Product: G-protein-signaling modulator 2
Exons: 7
Coding region: 317-2215 (632 amino acids)
Molecular function (GO): GTPase regulator activity; protein binding
Source: RefSeq, a predicted model, not a curated record
GAAUGCAUUGCAUAGUAUUGCUGCGCGGUUAGGGUGACGCGUUUGAUAAUCGUGUGAAUUUGUCGUAAACAAGUGGGAGUGUUUGAUGUAGUAAUAAAUAAUUUUUAUUUGCCACAACAACUAAUAUCUAAUUUCAAAAAAAUGCUAAAAUUUAUUGUUUCGACUUUUCUAAAUGACGAUCUUUUGACGAAGGGGAGUGCCUCGUACACAUAAAGCUUAAUUUACGUCAAAUUAUACAGUUCAACAAUUCUUCACCGGAUAACAAAUUGUUUAUUCCUGCCUUCAACAAUCCUUACGAUCUGCUAGCAAUUGACCAAUGAAAAUGUCGCACAGUGCAAGUGCAGAAAAUCUCUCAGUAGACGGUCAAAACAGCGGAGGAGAUAGCAACAUGUGUUUGGAAUUGGCCCUUGAAGGCGAGCGUCUUUGCAAGGAAGGUGAUUGUCGCACAGGUGUUGCAUUCUUUCAAGCAGCGAUACAGGCUGGAACGGACGACUUAAGAACGUUGAGCGCGAUCUACAGCCAGCUUGGAAAUGCUUACUUUUAUCUUGGUGAUUACGUCAAAGCCAUGCAGUAUCACAACCAUGAUUUAACAUUGGCAAGAACUAUGGGAGAUAAGUUAGGGGAGGCUAAAUCAAGUGGAAAUCUUGGAAAUACUCUGAAAGUUAUGGGAAAGUUUGACGAAGCUACGAUAUGCUGCAAAAGGCAUUUAGAAAUAUCAAGAGAACUUGGCGAUAAGCUCAGCGAAGGUCGAGCUCUUUACAAUCUCGGAAAUGUUUAUCACGCAAAGGGUAAACAAAUUGGCAGAGUCGGACAACAAGAUCCAGGAGAAUUUCCUGAGGACGUUAGACAGUGUCUUCAGGAAGCUGUUCAUUACUACGAAGAAAAUUUGAAGCUGAUGAGAGAGUUGAGCGAUACAGCUGCACAAGGGAGGGCAUGUGGAAAUUUGGGAAACACAUUUUACUUGCUGGGUGAUUUUCAACAAGCGAUUCAUUACCACAAUGAAAGAUUAAAAAUUGCAAGAGAGUUUGGUGAUAAAGCUGCGGAGAGAAGAGCCAACAGUAAUUUGGGCAACUCGCACAUAUUUCUUGGGGAAUUUGAAAAAGCAGCACAACAUUACAAACGUACGCUGGUCCUUGCUCAAGAAUUGCGUGACCGAGCGGUAGAAGCACAAGCGUGUUAUUCCCUUGGUAAUACUUACACGCUUCUCCGCGAUUACCAGGCUGCCGUAGACUAUCACCUCCGUCAUCUUUCCAUUGCGCAACAGCUGAUGGAUCGAGUCGGAGAAGGUCGAGCCUGUUGGUCAUUGGGAAAUGCUUACUCAGCUAUGGCUAACCAUGAGAAAGCACUGCACUUUGCCAGUCUGCAUUUGAACAUUUCUAAAGAAUUAAACGAUCCAAUGGGUCAGGCUACGGCUCAGAUGAACGUUACCGAUCUCAAGAAACUUUUAGGCUUAGAAAAAGGCGACGGAGAAGCAGAAAGUGGAAACGGAAUGCAUUUAAUUCCAACGACCAAAGCUUCGGCUAUAGCCGCUUCUUCGCCAGGUAGAUACAGGUUGAGAAGACAGAGCAUGGACAAUCUGGAUCUGAUCAAGUUAUUUACAAGGACCAUCGAACCGUUAACCCCGGAUGGUAAGCAAAAAGAUAUGGGUGAGCCUCUGCCUGCUAGAGCUGGAAUCGCGCCACAACCUUCGCAAGAAGAAGAAGAAGAAUCUUUUUUCGAACUUCUAUCAAGAUUUCAAUCAGGCCGAAUGGAUGAUCAGCGCUGUGUGCUAAAUGCCAAUCAGAAACCGAGACCGAGACCAAGAGCAGCGACUCCAGAACAAAAAGAGAAAGAAGGAGAAGAUUUGUUGGAACUAAUAGCUGGAAUGCAAAGUAAGCGAAUGGAUGAGCAGCGUGUUACUCUGCCUUGCUUGCCCGGAUUGAAUACGAACAGAAAUACGAAUAGGCCUCCUCCACAACCAAUUGGGCAGGAAGCUGACGAUUCAUUCAUUGAAAUGCUAGUGCGAUGCCAAGGCUCACGUUUAGAGGAUCAACGUAGUCCUUUGCCAGCUGCUUCAACAUUACACGAUGCAGAGGAGGAACAAAACCAAAGAAGAAACGGAAACACAACAUCAAGGACUACCGUGCCCGAAGAAGAUCUGUUUGCCCUCAUUCAGAGACUGCAAGCCGGUCGCAUGGAAGAUCAACGAGCUUCUGGACCAGCAAAAGGCCAUUAAAAUUUUCAGUAAGUAUAACAACUAUUCGAUGAAAAUAAUAACAAAUUAAUAUUAAGCAAUCUUUGAAAAAAUAUCAUUUUGGAAAGGUGUCACCACUGUAAUUAAAAAUUUUCUGUGUAAUCAUUUGAAUUUUGUGAAUAUCAACUCAUGGUGGUAUCAUCAACAAGUGAUAUGUCGAAAAAUGUUACACUUACAAUAUAAUCAAUGGCUAGGUGGGUGAUAAAAAAUUGUACAAAAGAUUCUUCAUAAAUUCUCGCAUGCUAUCUUCCUCGCUUUUCACAAAAUAGUCAAUUGAGUCACUUUUCUUUUAGCUACAAUACGGUGUACACUAAAGUUUCACCACCAUUUGUCACAUUAAAAGAAGCGCUUUGGUAUCUCCUUCCAUGUUAUUUAUAUCAAAAAGCGAUAUUACUAAGGUUACGGUGAAAAUUUUUUACUAGCACCGACCGUGAAUUAAAUAUAACCCAUCUGUGGAAAGCAAAGUCAAAAGACACUAUCAAUUUUCCUACGCCACCUAAUAAUUGAUUAUUUAUCAUUGAAAUCGUGCCAAAAAAGUAUCAUGAGACUCUUGGAUAAACGAACAUGUAUUGAGAUGUGAGUCAGAAUAUUGCACAAGAGAUUACAAUUACCUUAGAGAUAGAUAUGUAUAAAAUUGUAUAAAUACUACUUCAAAAUCUAUUAACAGUAAAAUAUACGUAGGAAACGUUAGAAAAAUGUUCAGUAGGAUACUGAUCGGUUUUGUUGAAUUUUUUCAAUACCGUUACGAUGAAUCGUAAAUUUUCUGUUUCUCAUUCUCAAUCCAAAAGAGUAGUACAUAAGAAUUAUAAUUCAAACGUAACAAGUAAAGGUACUGCGACAUAUGCAUUUAUAUCCAAUGCAGGAAUCGAAUGAACCGAAAGCCAUAAAGCUAAUAUAGUUAAAGUAGUAUUAUUAAUGCGAAAAGUAAGUUAAUCAAUUUAUUACUUUUAAGAUAUGUCUGUAUUAUUUUUUUUUACCUUAUUUGGGCUUCAGCCAAAUUGUUCGACAACCCAACUCUAGAGACGGAACUUCUUAAUUGUAAAAACAUGUAUUUGCCCUUCUAAUUGGUGGGACGUACGUACGUAGUAUUAUGUACAUUCAAUACAGUUUUCCGAAUUCAUUAUUAUAAUAAAUUUCGAUUGCUUUUCCUUAUAUUGAUUUGCAACAUUAGAUAAAAUACAAAGUAACAUUUGGCUCCUGCCACUCGAGAUAUUGCAUGUUUAAAGCAUGUGCGAAACAGUAGACAUUCAGAGGAAUCAAUUAUCUCCAUAGGUAAAUCCUAUUCGAUAGCGUAUCGUUCUCUUGACAGUGCUAAGAUCACUAAAUAAAAUACCAUAUUAUAUUAAUUAUUAAAUUUUAGAAAGUACUGAUUAAAUUUAUUCUUCACAGAGAAUAUAUAAUGAAGAACCCUUUUUUGUAUUUCCUAAUUUUUUUCGAAUUAGAUAAUUUUUCCAACGCAUGUAUAUUUUAAUAAUUAGGACGCACAAUCUACUGUUUGUUGUUAUUGCUAAAGAUAUACUCAGAGAUAGUUGUCAUUAAAAUAUUUAUAAUCCUGUCGCUAACUAAAGUAGCAAAGAAAUUAAAUAUCAGAGUAAACCAAAUGAGUGUUUCCUCCUUCAGAUGAAAUUUAUUCUCCAUGUUAACUGUUUAGCUGUCAUUCAAAAUA